AUGUCGAGGAACGCGGACAGGAGCACACGGCGGGCCACGGAGAGCAGAAAAACGUGUUUCGGAUUACGCUUCGCUCGGCAAACGGUCGAAAUGAAUAAUAUUGGUUUACCUAGUUUAGGUGGCACACUAUUAAAAAUUAGUGCAAACCACGAUGUACUGAUACGUGAGCACGACAAAGUCGGCAAAGUCGGCAAUGACGUAGUUGUGAGCGCGGCCGGGGGUUUGAAGUUUAAACGGCGGUUGUGCGGUAGGUACGAAUAUCGUAUUGCCAAGUGUUAUCAGCGCAGUCGUAAAAGUUUUCUUGAACCGGCUUCAGCGCCUCCGACCAGUAAAUUGUCCCACGACGGUUAUCGCAGGCGACGUUCUGCCUUAUGUCGGCAUCGUAAAUUCGCAAAAGACAAUAAUAUAAAAUAUUCAACUGGGCAAGCAGAUUAA
This is a messenger RNA of Macrosiphum euphorbiae (potato aphid), 435 nucleotides long. The record is from the annotation of a GenBank genome assembly. Lineage: Eukaryota; Metazoa; Arthropoda; Insecta; Hemiptera; Aphididae.